AUGGGAAACCUCUGCCACCAUCAGCGCCCCGCAGCCACCCCCCGGCGCAGCCUGGCCAAGGCAGGGGAUGGCGCGGCGCUGCCGGGGACCCCGCUGCUCCUCCUCUUCCUCCUGCUCCUCGCGUCCUCGAUGUCUGCUUGCAAAGGUGCACCAAUGCCAUCCCAAGCACUCGAGGCAGGUGAGGAUUUUCAGCUGUGGAAAGAGAUAGAUGAUGCAUGCUCUGCCUACCUAUCCAGGGAUGCUCAGCCUCAGGUGAGUCAGAGACAGGCAUCCAGUGCAGUGGAAGAACUUUGCUUUUUGAUCAUGGGAUUUCUCCAGAAGCCACAGGGUUUAGAUGAAAAAGACACCACCAAAAGGUUCUUAUUUCAUUAUUCUAAGGCUCAUGACUCAGGCAACUCAGAUAUCAUGUCCUCUGUCCUGCAUCCUUUGCUGCAACUCGUUCCCCAGCUUAAUGAGAGAAGACUGAAGAGAUACAAACUGGACGAAGAGCUUCAAGGACCCAGUGGGAUUCAAAGCAGAGGCUACUUCUUCUACAGGCCACGCAAUGGGAGGAGGUCAGUGGAUUUUCGCUGA
Messenger RNA from Indicator indicator, 573 nucleotides. It is a transcript of the gene NMU, whose product is annotated as neuromedin U. Gene Ontology annotation, molecular function: neuromedin U receptor binding. The transcript is spliced from 9 exons. The record is from RefSeq and is a predicted model, not a curated record. Gene Ontology annotation, biological process: regulation of smooth muscle contraction. Lineage: Eukaryota; Metazoa; Chordata; Aves; Piciformes; Indicatoridae. The coding region runs from base 1 to 573 and encodes 190 amino acids.